AUGACGACAGGAACCUCUCGCCCUCUAGCCCAAUUUCUCGAGAGGACGCAUCGCAUAUAUAUUAUAUCUAUCUAUCACUCUAUCUAUCUCAGUCCGUUUAUAUCUAUCUAUCUGUCUCUCUAUCUAUCUAUCUAUAUUAGCAUGUUUAUAUCUACCUACCUCAGCCUGUUUAUAUCUGUCUAUCUCAGUUUGUCCCUAUCUAUCUAUCUAUAUCUAUCUAUCUAUCUAUAUCAGCCUGUUUAUAUCUAUGUACCUCAGCCUGUUCAUAUCUGUCUCAGUUUCUAUCUAUCUAUCUAUCUAUCUCAGUUUGUCCCUAUCUAUCUAUCUAUCUAUCUAUCUAUCUAUCUAUCUAUCUAUCUAUCUAUCUAUGUACUCCCGUACCCGUCUCUUUUAAGAGCCAUCUAUUGCCAAUCCUCUUUCGCCCGUCGUCGUAUUUACAGCACUAAGUGCAUCCUAAGCCUUUCUCUCUCCCUUUGUGCUUCCAUAUUGUUAAAAGCCUUUCCAUGGAUAAGCCAUGUGCCACAUCCACUUACAAUGGUCUGCUAUCAAAGUCCAAUAUUCUAUCUAUCUAUCUAUCUAUCUAUCUAUCUAUCUAUCUAUCUAUCUAUCUAUGCCAUACAGAAUAAGCCAUGUGCCACAUCCACUUACAAUUGUCUGCUAUCAAAGUCCAAUAUUCUAUCUAUCUAUCUAUCUAUCUAUCUAUCUAUCUAUCUAUCUAUCUAUCUAUGCCAUACAGAGUAA
Acanthosepion pharaonis is the source of this 741-nucleotide messenger RNA. The record is from the annotation of a GenBank genome assembly. NCBI's taxonomy places the organism in Eukaryota, Metazoa, Mollusca, Cephalopoda, Sepiida, Sepiidae.